AAACAUGGUCGAUCGCGUGCCUCCAUAGACACCGAUAUAUCGGUCUGACCUAAUAUCCCUUUCGCUUCUCUUGCUGUCUCCCCGUCUUCUUGCGCUGCCGGCAGCGGCAAGCGGCGAGGAGCACGGCGUGGACGAUGGCACCAAGGCCCGCCUGGAUUCUCAAGGCUCCUCGGGUGAUUCUCGUUCUUGUAUUUCCCUUUAUUAGCUUUAUUUUGUAUUUAAUUCUUCUACUCGGCUGCAUCACCGACUCGCUGAGUACCAUCUCGCCCGUGGUGGUGAGAUCGAACGGCCCGGUCACGGUUGGCGGUUCAGCAGUCCGAGUCGACCUGCGGGUCGGGUUUUGGGGCGUCUGCUUUGGGCCUGCUCCUUUCGACUGCACUAGCAGUGUGAGCGUGUCUCGGUCAAAGUCAGCAAAUGAUGUUGCGAGGGAAAUCGCAAGCGAUCAUGGGGGAGGAAACGUAGCGCUGGCCAAUCUAGCGCUCGGGUUGCAGGCCAACUUUGCCAUGCUCAGCGGCAUCUUUCUGCUGAUUUUGUUGAUAGCCGACAUUAUUGCGAACCUGGUCCAGCUCUACUUCAACUCUCGGGGCACCGUCGUCGGCGAGCUGCACACCAAGGCAGCGCUGUGGGCUCGCAGCCUCGACUGGGCGGCGGCGGCAGGUGCCGUUACGUCUUUCACGUCCUACCAGACCCUCGUGUCGGUCACACCUAAUCUAAUCCGGGUGCUGUCGCCAACGCCGCUGACAAUCACGGUGGGGAUGAUGGCCUCCAAUCUGUUCGCGGCCGUCGUGGGGACGACGAUUGCAGGAGCAGCCGUCAACACGUUUUUAACAGCACGGGACGCCGCAUGGGACACUCGCCGGGCACUAAAGGCGAGAGGCCAGGGCCCGGGGGAAUCCCCUGGGGGCAUCGAGAUGGACACCUUCAAGCCCGUUUAUAGAGAGAGGCCUGCUUACGAGGUCUUUCCAUGAUAGAAUUCGAUUCAUUCUUUCGAGCCGGCACGGGCAUCUGCGUCGUCAGGCGCGGAAUGCCGAGAAGAACAACGAAGACUUUGCAAAGUAGAAAAGAGUCACAAGAUAUAUCCUAUAGCAUUAACGACGCUAAUGUCAAAUUGCAACCUAUGGUCGUUGAUACGUCUCUAGGGAUGUCAGGGGAUGGUUGUAUUGUAUGAAAUACACCGGACAACUUCUCAGCGGG
This is a messenger RNA of Lasiosphaeria miniovina, 1194 nucleotides long. RefSeq lists its product as uncharacterized. The record is from RefSeq and is a predicted model, not a curated record. Bases 135 to 968 code for a protein of 277 amino acids. NCBI's taxonomy places the organism in Eukaryota, Fungi, Ascomycota, Sordariomycetes, Sordariales, Lasiosphaeriaceae. The transcript is spliced from 5 exons.